ACAAAGUGCUGUUUAGCCAUUAGCCAUUUUCAGUGUGUGUGUCUGCCAUUUUAUCUUUACUCAGCUGAAUAUUUUGGGUUAAUAUUACAAAAUGCUUGCAUCGGGAGUGGGAUCUCUUUUUCUGUUUAAGGCACUAUGCUAGAAUUGAUCAAAGUCCAAUUUCUACUUCAUGUUUCACUUUUCUUGCAAAUGGCUCCAGCAAGUCUGUGUUCAUAUUUGUUUUAGGGAUAUGUACUUAUGAUAAUGAUUUACAAAUACUGACAUUGGUCGGAAUAUGCUCUUGAUACGUAAUCCUGGUUUGAAGUUGAUGUCACUCUGUUUUGUCUGUAAACACAAAUGUAUUUUUGAAUCCCUUUGUCUUAACAGGCAUUUACUAAAAUGUCAUAUUGGAAGGUGUGCUCAAUGGAUGUUGGUUAAUCAACAAAGAUCCUAUCACUUCAGACGAAUGCCUUUCUGGCAUUGUUCCUCUUUCUCUCUCUCUACUGUAGCACACAAACAAGCCUUGAGUUUGCUUCCCGUUUCAAGACUGGAGAGCUAGAGUGUGCUCCAAUCCCAAGAAUUAUGGUAGCAAACUGUACCAUCUUAUCAGUGUGGCGAUCUAAGUUGGAUGUUCCACUCAGCAGGCACCUUGCACGUCGGUCUGAAAAGACUUGAAAGAGAGUUAAGAACAGAAGCAGUUUUUCAGUAACAUGAGGAAGCAAUGAGAAAAAGAGGAAGCCGUCCCAUAUAUAUGCCUGUGCGUCGCCGUAGGAAAGGGCCAACAUGUACUCCAAGGGCACCAAACGCAAGUUCUCUGAUGGUGUGGACAACAAGGCGGUGGCGGCAUCCUAUAGCCUGCAGCGCCAGUCCCUGCUGGACAUGUCCCUGCUCAAGCUGCAGCUGUGCCACAUGCUGGCGGAGCCCAACCUGUGUCGCUCGGUGCUCAUCGCCAACACGGUGCGCCAGAUCCAGGAGGAGAUGUCCCACGACGGCAGCUGGCAGGUGGUCACAGAGGCCUUAGGUGGCUCUGGCCACGGCCCAUCUGACCGCUUGGUGGACACCGAGGUUCUGUGCCAGUCACCGGAGCAGCAGGACGGUGGGCCUAAGCUCUACUCAGUGAUGGGUUACGACGGCUGCCGUGAGGAGGAAGUGGUGACAGACAAGGCACUGUGUUCUGUGGUUGUUGGCGACAGGGCCCCGGCCCUCCUGUUGGGGACCAUUGGCCACUGCUGGGACAGGGGAGAACUGAGAGUGGAGGAUGGGGUCAGCAAAGACUCAGGAACGGGGGGCGAGGAGGGGAUGAGAUCUGGGGAGGGGGCUAAAAUGGCAACAGGGCAGGUGUUUGGGACGUUCGAGAUCAAGAACGGUGCCCCUGGGUCGGACCCGGCACUAGAGGAGCUGUUCUCUGACGUUGAUGCCUCGUAUUAUGACUUGGACACCAUGCUGACAGGCAUGCAGAGUGCCCCCAAGAUGGGGCCUUACGACUUUCUGGACAGCUUGGCCUCCUCACACGGCCCUGUGUCCAACUCCAGCUGUAGAGCCGAUCUCAAUGAACUUGACCACAUUAUGGAGAUCAUUGUGGGCUCAUAGCUUACAGAUUUAAAACUCGAAUACUGUUUCAUUGAUCUUGUGCCACUGCCUUUUUGUCUUGUAUGUGCGAACAUACAAUAUUUACACGCUUUCCUCUGUAUGGAAACUGAGUGAAAUCCAUCUCCGUGCAAUGAAAUGUUCAUCUGAAAAGGUUCACGCUUUCUCAAGUUCACCAUCCUUUUUCUUAUGUAUACUUUCUUUAUGUUUGUAUUUGAGUGUGUUCUCUCUUCUGUUUUUUAUGUAGUUUCUGGUUUAAUUUAUUGUACUUAUUACACUACAUGAAUUCAGAGCAGCACAACAUAUUUACAUGAACUAUACAUAUUUUCUUCAAAAAGAUAUAUAAGAUUAUUAAAACAUUUCUGUAUAAAUAUACACGUAUAUAUUUUUUUACAAGAGAGACCGUCUGGGAAUUGUUCCAGACUGUCUUUUUUUCUAUAUUUCUAAAUACAGAACAAUUGCACAAAAGCUCAGUGUGAUUGGGACUAAUUUACCUGUUGUCUUCCAAAGAUGCAUUGUCGAAAGCAUGAAUUGCGUUCAGUAUGCUCACAAUGUGAUGCACCGUUGUCUUGGUCUAUGGUUUGGUGCUACAGUAUAUGCACCGUGUACAGUAUUCCUUAUAAACACAUUUCCUUCUUGAGCCAUACAGUUCGUUCUUGCACCACGGUUAGCUUAACCUCACAGGCUAGCAUGUGGUGCCAUUUGUUUGCUAUUAGAAAUAACGUAUGUUCUUAUAUUUGUCUCAUUACAAAUGAAGAAUUGUAAUGGGUAUUUUUCUCAUUUUAUGUUAUGACUUUUAGCCUAUUUUAUUUAUUAAGUGCAAACAUAUGGUGGCGUUAAACCUUGGUAAUACUUAAGGUUGUAGAAGCUUUUCAACUUUCUGACAUUAAUUGAUAUUUUGGAAUCAUAAUGAGUUUCCGGACUUUCAUGCAUACUUUUAGUGGAGUAAUUACUUUCUUAUUCAAAACAAACUGAGAACAUGUAAAGAAUUGUGCUAUUCGGCUGACCUAUUCCAACAAAAUAAUGUAUUUUUUUUUAUCGCGUUGAAAGCCUGCACUCAGGCACAAGAUAAUAUUGUGAGUAAACUGAUUGCUGAUUAAACAGACAUGAGGUGGGAGAUCUCACAUUUCUUUUUUAUAAAUAAGUACUGUACAUUUGACAUUCGUGACCAUGAGCUAGAGUAAAUUUAGCAUUUUGUUUUUAUACAAGUAAACUGUAGCAGUUUUUACAAUUUUUAAUAAAGGUUUCAACAUUAUCAUAAUAUGAA
Salmo salar (Atlantic salmon) is the source of this 2833-nucleotide messenger RNA. The record is from RefSeq and is a predicted model, not a curated record. NCBI's taxonomy places the organism in Eukaryota, Metazoa, Chordata, Actinopteri, Salmoniformes, Salmonidae.